AGAGCCAGGCCCCCAUUUCUGUGCAUCACCCACCCACCUAGCCUCGUCCCUUCCCUGCCUGCAUCUCCCCCCAACCCAGCCUCACCAUGAGCUACAGCAGCGACCAGCUCUACCCACCCUCCUCCUAUAAGAAGAUCUUCGGGGAAUCCCCUCGCCUCUCCAGCAGGGUCUACAACAGCUCAGCCCCACCCCGGGCUGCCGGCUACCGCGCCCACCAUGCCAGGGACUCCUGCGCCGCCGCCGCCGCCGCCUCCUCCUAUCGCAAGCUGGCCGUGCCCAGCCCCGUGGACCACCUGGAGCUGCUGUCCCAGUCCAGCGCGGUGAGCAACGAGCUGAAAAUCGUGCGCACCAACGAGAAGGAGCAGCUGCAAGGGCUCAACGACCGCUUCGUGACCUACAUCGAGAAGGUGCAUCAGCUGGAGCAGCACAACCGGCUGCUGGAGGCCGAGGUCUCGCUGCUGCGCCAGCGCCAGGCGGAGCCCCCCCGCCUGCAGCAGCUCUACGAGCAGGAGAUCCGCGAGCUGCGCUCGCAGCUGGAGGCGCUGCGGGGCGAGCGGGACGAGGCGCAGCUGGAGAGCCAGCGGCUGGCGCAGGGGCUGCAGCGCCUGCGGGAGCAGAGCCAGGAGGCGGCGCGCCGGCGGGAGGAGGCCGAGCUGGCGCUGCGCGACUACGGGAAGGACGUGGACCGGGCCACGCUGGCCCGGCUGGAGCUGGAGAAGAAGGUGGAGUCGCUGCUGGACGAGAUCGCCUUCCUGCGGAGGGUGCACGACGAGGAGGUGGCCUCGCUGCAAGCCUCGCUGCAGGAUGCGCAGGUCUCGGUGGAGGUGGACGUGAGCAAGCCUGACCUCACGGCUGCCUUGAAGGAGAUCCGCAUGCAGUACGAGGUCCUUUCUGCCCGGAACCAACAGUCUGCCGAAGAGUGGUACAAAUCCAAAUUCGCCAACUUCACCGAGGAGGCAGCUCGCAGCAGUGACAGCAUCCGCCAGGCCAAGGAAGAGAUCACGGAGUACCGGCGCCAGCUGCAGGCCCGCAACAUCGAGAUCGAGGCUCUGAGGAAUGCCAACGAGUCCCUGGAGAGGCAGCUGCAGGAAGCGGAGGAGAGGAGCAAUGGGGAGAUCCAUAAUCUGCAGGAGACUAUUAACCAGCUUGAAAAUGCUCUAAGGACGACCAAGGGAGAGAUGGCUCGCCACCUCCGAGAGUACCAAGACCUGCUGAACGUGAAAAUGGCCCUGGAUAUUGAAAUAGCUGCAUACAGGAAAUUACUGGAAGGGGAGGAAACACGGCUAAGCACCGUCAGCAGCGGGAACACCUUUGGCCUUGGCUACACGUUCUCGUCUAGCCCCUUCUCCGGCGCAAAAGCCUUUUCCACCAGCACGGUCACCGUCAGGAGGGAGGAGAAGCGAGACCUGCAGGAAAGCAACAAGGACCCCAGACUUUCAGAGGAGCCGAAGCCUGCCGAGGAAGAUCAGCCUGGAGAAGAAAAGGUCGAAGCCGUCCCAGCCAAGAACUAAACUGGAGUGAAGUCACUGUGCGCCUCCCCAAGGGGAAAAGGAGUCCCUCACAGGCGAGAGAUUACGUUGUGUCCUAAUGUAGCCAAUUACAGUAACACUGAGCGGCAGCCUUGUCCAGUGGCUAGAGCUCCAGACUGGGACUCAGAGACCUGGGUUCUAGUCCCAGCUCUGCCACUGGCCUGCUGGGUGACCUUGGGCAAGUCACUUCACCUCCCUGUGCCUCAGUUUCCUCUCACCGUGUCUAUGUAGAUUGUAAGCUUCUCUGGGCAGGGACUGUCUCUAGCUAUGUGUUUGUACAGCGCCUAGCACAAUGGGGCCUUGAUCUCCAUUGGAACCUUUGGUGCUACUAUAAUAAUGCUUAUAGAACAAAGGUAUGUAUGUGUGUCCCCUGCCUUCUCCAGGCUAGACUUCCAGGCCCUCAUCCCCUUCACACUGCACAUGGUGAUAAAACAUUCCAGUGACUUCAGCGGGGGUCAGAAUUGACCCCCUACAUAAGUGUCCAAGGCUUCAGAGCCUUGAUCCCCUCGCUCUCACACUCUGCAGUGCACCGUUAGCUGCUCCAACCCCCAUUCUCUCCGUUGUGGUUUAUAGAAUAGCUGCACCAGCCAACUUCCCAUUCAAGUGAGCCUAGAUGCACAGGGCCAAACCUUGGUCCCUGUUGAAGUAAAUAUUGAAACUCCCAUAGAUUCCAGGGGACCAUUUUAUUGGCCCAAAGCCUGGCAAACUUGGUCCACUGGCUGGAAAGGAUUGGGAGCCAAAGCCAGUAAAUACCCCCUGGAAACCAAGUGGGUGUAAAUGGUUUGUUGAAAGGCCCCUAGACACACCUAUUAUUCAGCAAUAGCUAGAGCAGCAUUUUCCAAACUGUGGGUCACCACCCCGAAUAGGGAUGGGCCAUCAGCAGAUGGGGUCACGGCGAUCCCUAGUGUUCAGAGGACACCAUUUUACGCUGCACAGCAGUGACCUCGCACAUAUGGUGCAUGCAAGGUCACGAUGCCCAGAGGGCACCAUUUUGCUCUACAAAAUGCCUACCUCCACACAGUGAGCCCUCGCAUGCACUGUAUGGAUGAGGUCACGCUGUGCAGAGGAUGCUAUUUGGUUCUUCAAAAUGGCAUCCUCCAGGCUGUCUGGGGUCCCGGGAGGAAACCAUUCAUUAAAAUGGGGUUGUACCAGCAAAAAGUUUGGGAACCCCCACUCUACACCUCUUACACCUUGUUCUGCCUUUCCUGGGUCGUCUUAGCUAUACCAGCAAACCCUUUCUAGUGUAGAUAAGGCCAUGCAUGACAAUAGGAGAGGGCUUAAGGGCUGGAUUAAUUUACUCACAGUGAAUAGCAUCUUACUCCAUAAGUGGUCUCACUGGGGCACUAGCAAGGGUAUCAGUGUAAAUAAGGGUACUAAGAAUCUGGCCCUUUGAGAGAGAUUUUCAUAAGAGGACACUUGGCGUGUUUGAUGUUGAGCUUUUCUGCCAAUCUGGCCCGGAUUUUGAAAUUUGCAAAUGUAACCCUUCUUGAUUAAUAGUGGAUUUAUAGCUCCUCUUUUAAAAAAAAAAAAAACAGGAUUUCGGGAGCGUAGGGCAGAUUGCAUCAAUAAUAAUUUCUGGGAACAGCCAUCUGAAGUGUAACAUCCGAAACAAUGAAGAUGUCAUGGAAAUUCAGGUGCUGUAAUUGUGAUGCAGAGAGACGGUCUGUAAACACAGUCUGAUAUGCAAAAAGAAAAGGAGUACUUGUGGCAGCUUAGAGACUAACAAAUUUAUUUGAGCAUAAGCUUUCGUGAGCUACAGCUCACUUCACGAAACCUUAUGCUCAAAUAAAUUUUAGUCUCUAAGGUGCCACAAGUACUCCUUUUCUUUUUGCGAAUACAGACUAACAUGGCUGCUACUCUGAAAACAGUCUGAUAUCUUUCAGUGACUUAACGGGUGUUGUUUGUCUCUCUUCCAACCCACGAAUGUACCCAGGGGGCAGAAAAGAAUUGUAUCAUGAAAGUGAAUGUUCUGUAGAAAGAAUUAGCUUGAUAUUGGGGGUAGGGAUAGCUCAGUGGUUUGAGCAUUGGCCUGCUAAACCCAGGUUUGUGAGCUCAAUCUUUGAGGGGGCCAUUUAGGGAUCUGGGGCAAAAAUUGGGGAUUGAUCCUGCUUUGAGCAGGGGGUUGGACUAGAUGACCUCCUGAGGUCCUUUCCAACCCUGAUAAUCUGAAUGUAGAGGAGACAGCAAUUGAUUGCUGGGAACACUAGAGUUCGGCUUGAGGUAGGCUUAAAACUUUAAUCUAGAGCUGGUCAUAAUGCUUCAAAUGUCAAAACUUUGACAGUUUCAGAAUUUGACCUUUGAAAAAUGGGGA
Molecule: messenger RNA, 3840 nt
Organism: Dermochelys coriacea (leatherback sea turtle)
Lineage: Eukaryota; Metazoa; Chordata; Testudines; Dermochelyidae
Product: low molecular weight neuronal intermediate filament-like
Exons: 4
Coding region: 87-1511 (474 amino acids)
Cellular component (GO): intermediate filament
Source: RefSeq, a predicted model, not a curated record